This is a messenger RNA of Plectropomus leopardus (leopard coralgrouper), 1185 nucleotides long. It is a transcript of the gene calm2a, whose product is annotated as calmodulin 2a (phosphorylase kinase, delta). Gene Ontology annotation, molecular function: calcium ion binding. The record is from RefSeq and is a predicted model, not a curated record. Gene Ontology annotation, cellular component: myosin II complex. NCBI's taxonomy places the organism in Eukaryota, Metazoa, Chordata, Actinopteri, Perciformes, Serranidae.
UCUAUCUCAGUGUGUUCAUAGAGGCUGUCAGUCCGCGUAGGCUUCGUGUUGGCUCUAGUUUAUUACGGAUUUUGUCGUGAACCAGCCGCUCCAUCUACAUCGAAAUGGCUGAUCAGCUUACAGAAGAGCAGAUUGCGGAGUUCAAGGAGGCAUUUUCGCUCUUCGACAAGGAUGGAGAUGGCACCAUCACCACCAAAGAGCUGGGCACAGUCAUGCGCUCUCUGGGCCAGAACCCCACAGAGGCAGAGCUGCAGGACAUGAUCAAUGAAGUGGACGCUGAUGGAAAUGGAACGAUAGACUUCCCAGAGUUCCUGACCAUGAUGGCCAGGAAGAUGAAGGACACAGACAGUGAGGAGGAGAUCAGAGAAGCAUUCCGUGUCUUUGACAAGGAUGGCAAUGGAUACAUCAGUGCUGCUGAGCUGCGCCAUGUGAUGACAAACCUUGGGGAGAAGCUGACUGAUGAAGAAGUGGACGAGAUGAUCAGAGAAGCAGACAUUGACGGAGAUGGACAGGUCAACUAUGAAGAGUUCGUACAAAUGAUGACGGCGAAGUGAAGGCCUUGUACAGAUUUCGUAUAUAAAUAAUUUGCCUUUUUUUCUUUGUGUAAUUUAUCUGUAAAAUCUUAAUAGCCCCCCUUCGUCCCUGCCCCUUCUGCUGUCCAAAGGAACUGCAUGUAAACUGCAUAGGCUCUUGUCCCCAUGUCCCUUUCUUUUGCUGUCAUGGUGUUUUGGAGUGACGGAAUGGUCAUACAACCAGAAGCCUGUGGAGGCCCCUGGGAGCCGGAGAACUUCGAAUCUUCCCGUCUUGUGUGCUCGGGGCCCCUCCACGCAUGGCGACAUUGGAAACCUGUCAGCUGGUUGUCACUUGGCAACACUGUUGGCAUGGAAACAAUGUAGAGGAGUUUAACUCUGCAUGGACUACGGACAAAGUAUAUAUGGAAAUCUCUCAGCAUUGCACUACUGCAAAAAAAUGACACGGGUGUAUCUCCUAGGUACUCGUACAAACUCUUUUUGUAUCUGCUGUUCUAUAUACCAGAAAACGACUAAUCUUACCAUGCUUUUUAAUGUUUUACUCACUACUUUUACUUCUUUCUUUUUCUUUUAUUUUUUUUAUGACCUCUGGUCAUGCCUCAAAUAAUCCAUUCCAAGUUGUAUAUUUUUGUUUUCCAAUAAAAUUUACAAUCUA